Corylus avellana is the source of this 1417-nucleotide messenger RNA. It is a transcript of the gene U2A', whose product is annotated as U2 small nuclear ribonucleoprotein A. Gene Ontology annotation, molecular function: protein binding; U2 snRNA binding. Lineage: Eukaryota; Viridiplantae; Streptophyta; Magnoliopsida; Fagales; Betulaceae. Gene Ontology annotation, biological process: mRNA splicing, via spliceosome. The record is from RefSeq and is a predicted model, not a curated record.
UUUACUACGGCAUGAAACCAAAGCCUACCAAAACCUUUUAUCAAACACACCGUAGAGAAUGACAUGAAUGCUUACUGCGUAGUGCGGAGCACCCUGCCGCCCUGUGGCCGACUCGCUUGAAAGUUGGGAAUAAAAGGUAGACGGAUUUUUAAGGUCUGUUGUGCCCUUCCGGUAGGGCUGCUGCUAUACAGUGUUAGUUCAGUUACAAAGAUUUGGGAUAGAAAGAGAUGGUGAGACUCACUGCCGAGUUGAUUUGGAAAAGCCCUCAUUUUUUCAAUGCUGUCAGGGAGCGAGAGUUAGAUCUUCGAGGUAACAAGAUUUCAGUCAUCGAAAACUUGGGUGCUACCGAGGACCAAUUUGACACUAUUGAUUUGUCUGAAAAUGAUAUUGUUAGGCUGGAAAACUUUCCGCAUCUUAACCGUCUGGGUACUUUGCUUAUAAAUAAGAACAGAAUUACUCGUAUCAAUCCUAACAUUGGAGAGUUCUUGCCAAAGUUACACACAUUAGUUCUUACGAACAACAAGCUUGUCAACUUGGUAGAAAUUGAUCCUCUUGCUUCCCUUCCAAAGCUGCAGUUUCUUAGUCUGUUGGAUAAUAAUAUUACAAAGAAACCUAAUUAUAGGCUAUAUGUGAUCAACAAACUGAAGUUGCUUCGGGUUCUAGAUUUCAAAAAGGUGAAAAACAAGGAGAGAAUGGAAGCAAGCAAUUUAUUUGCAUCUAAAGAAGUUGAAGAAGAGGCUAAAAAGGAAUCCACAAAGACUUUCACACCAGGUGAGGUACCCAAUGUUCCAGAAGUUGCAGAGGAACACCAAACUCCAAAAGUGGCUGCCCCAACACCUGAGCAAAUUAUAGCUAUCAAGGCUGCCAUUGUGAAUUCCCAGACUCUUGAAGAGGUCGCAAGACUUGAAAAGGCAUUGAAGUCAGGUCAACUUCCUGCAGAUUUGAAAACUUUGGAUGAGGAUACCGGGGCAAAUGUUGUCAAACAAAAGGAUGAGAAUAUGGUCUCCAAUAUCCAGAAUGAGGCUGAUGGUAAGCCAAAUGAUAUGGAGGAACAAAGGAAUGAUGAACCUGCACCCAUGGAACAGGAGUAGAAGGAUACUUUUGGAUUCCAGUCUCCUCAUGAAAGAUCGCCUUCCCUUUUGCACUCCUUGAGGGUGUUUUUACAAUUGAGACUUUUUUGGGGAUAUUUCAGAAAACUUAUGAGUACUUCAUCAAUGGUUAUGCGCAUGUGCUAAGCCUAAGUAUAACUCUCCCUACUUUCCUGAGUCGUUUUUCUCAAACUCCAACCCCCAUCCCCUCUCUCUCCUCCCACCCCUCAUGGGGCCUGGGGUUGGAAAUCCUUUCCCUGUGCACGUACUGUUAUUACCUGAAUUUGAUGGGGUUUGGCUAAAUGGACAGACCUUGAUCGAUUUCUUAA